ACACUAACCCAACCAUGGAGCAACUUUUUCGUCCCUACCGGAAUACUUCUUGGAUACGAAUAGCACAUCCAUUGCACCUUUUACGUUGUCGCGCUUAUUCUAUUAGUUUCUAAUAGUGAUCGCUGCAUCUCCUACUAUGUCUUUUAUAGACUUGUUCGAUUUCUACUCUACCAAACUCGGAGAAUACGACACUUCCCAGGAAAGCGCAACGCAAAUCAGGGGACUGCCCUCGACUCCAACCCGCGAAACUGUUUCGAAAGGGAUUGUAGAAGAUGGACCAAGUUCUGACUCUGUGGCCAAAAGACGUCGACAUGCCGUGUACAUGGAACGGCCUCCAGUCUGGCUUUUAAACCCGGAUCUGCCUUGCGACGACCAACAAUUGUCUGGUGGAGAUGGGGAUAUUUUAUGUGGACGCUGCGGAAAUUCAAUGAAGCAGAACCCCGGCGAAUGUUGUGCUGGCGUGUGUCUGAGGGAUUUCGCGCAGGAUACUGAUACCCGGGAUAUCGCUAUUGAGGGGUCGACGGAAGAACAGGAAGUCUUCAAACGGGAGUUGCUUUGUGAUAUAGCGGCCGCCGUGGCAGAAGCUCAAGCGAGUGAAGCUGGUUCGAAUUCAGACCCGGAAACGCCAUUGCUUGUGAGUGUUCUAUACUUUCAAGGCGCAGAUGGGGUGUUCUAAUACAACGCAAGAGCCCCUUUAGUGAGCCUACGAAGAGGCAAUGCGAUUACUUCUCUGCAGCAAAUGAUCAGUCGGAUUCAUCAAACUCUUCUAAGGAAGAUCUACCGAGUCGUCUACAGAGUCCUCUCCGGCAGAACAAGGCUGGCCUUUGUACUCGUCUGCACUCAUACAGGGAUAUACGCCUGGAAGUUGGUGAGAAAUGGGCUAUACAAGAAGGAUCACUGGUUGUCUGUGUCGAUCCGUCUUACACUCAGCUCAUUCGCCAA
Molecule: messenger RNA, 942 nt
Organism: Aspergillus ruber CBS 135680
Lineage: Eukaryota; Fungi; Ascomycota; Eurotiomycetes; Eurotiales; Aspergillaceae
Exons: 1
Coding region: 137-676 (179 amino acids)
Source: RefSeq, a predicted model, not a curated record